UCUUCCUUUUACUCUUUCUUCCUCCUUUUUUCUCUUCCUUCUUCUCCUUCACUUGUCAUCUUCUACUCAAAUCAUCGGCUCGUCCGACAGCAGCUCUCGACAAGACCUCGUACACUAGUUCUCUUCUCUCCACGAUCGUCAAAUCACACCCAAUACCGCAAUCAUGUCCGCGACAAAGGAAUUCACCAUGCAGGAUGUUGCUGAGCACAACACCUCCAAGGACAUCUACAUGGUUGUCCACGAUAAGGUCUACGACUGCUCCAAGUUCCUCGACGAGCACCCCGGUGGUGAGGAGGUUAUGCUUGAUGUUGCCGGCCAGGACGCCACCGAGGCUUUCGAGGAUGUUGGCCACAGUGACGAGGCCCGAGAGGUUCUCGAGGGUCUCCUCGUUGGUGAGCUCAAGCGUCUGCCUGGUGAUGAGGGCCCCAAGCGCAGGAUCGCCAACUCGAACCAGGGCAGCGGCCAGGAUCCUACCGGCUCCAGCUUGAUCUCUUACGCUCUUGUUGUCGCUGUUGGCUUCGCCGCCUACAUGGGCUACAACUACCUCCAGAAGCAGAACGAGGCUCAGGGCUCCGCAUAAGCGUCUAACCUCAAUCGCACUACAUGAGGAAGGAGAGUUAUAAAAAGGGAGCCUUUGUGAUUUCUUUAUGGCAUCAAUGCAGGUCUAUGGAUGAUUGACCGACAAUUGCAUUGGGGAGUUUUCUUUUGGCCUAGAGAGAAGAGGCCAGUCGGCGAUAGACGGUUGGCGCGCAACUAUUACAUCGACAAAAAGGGCAGUUUAGCUUACCCCGGCUUGGACAUUAGGGUGGAUGGAUGAGAACAGUGGGUGGGCUAUUGUCCUGGACCGAACCCAUGCCUCGGUUUUCAGUUUCUCACUUUUUUGUUGGGGAGACCAGGAAGUGCGACCGAAAGAGAUAAGGAUCGCAUAUCGAGAAGGGGAUAGAGAGACCCAUUUGUUGAAGCGCGACUCGUGCGCAGAUAUCAUCCUAUGGAAAAUGGUGUUGCACGGGACUGGAACAUGCUUUCAACAAAGGGAACGACAUCUAAAGUAAACAUCUAUCACUGUUUUAAUCGACGACACGGUCAUG
Messenger RNA from Fusarium graminearum PH-1, 1088 nucleotides. RefSeq lists its product as uncharacterized. Bases 164 to 580 code for a protein of 138 amino acids. The transcript has 3 exons. Lineage: Eukaryota; Fungi; Ascomycota; Sordariomycetes; Hypocreales; Nectriaceae. The record is from RefSeq and is a predicted model, not a curated record. Gene Ontology annotation, molecular function: heme binding. Gene Ontology annotation, biological process: sterol biosynthetic process. Gene Ontology annotation, cellular component: endoplasmic reticulum membrane; intracellular membrane-bounded organelle.